Molecule: messenger RNA, 792 nt
Organism: Sphenostylis stenocarpa
Lineage: Eukaryota; Viridiplantae; Streptophyta; Magnoliopsida; Fabales; Fabaceae
Source: the annotation of a GenBank genome assembly
AUGUCGUUCCAAGAUUUACCAGAAGAUUGGCAAUUCAACAUAUUGUCCCUCACCUCUCCUGCUGAUGCAGCUAGGCUCUCCGUAGUUUCCAAGGCUUUUCGAACGGCGGCGGAUUCCGACGCUGUCUGGAACCGUUUUCUCCCUUCCGAUUUGUCCUCCAUUAUUCCCCUUUCUUCCUUCGCUUCUUUAUCCAAGAAGUCUCUUUAUGUCACCCUCUCCGACCAUCCCGUCAUCAUCCAGAACUCUACCAAGAGCUUUCAAUUGGAAAAAUGGACUGGGAACAAGAUUUAUAUGCUUUCUGCUAGAGAUAUAGAAAUUAUUUGGGUUAACGAACCUCAUUAUUGGGAGUGGAUAACCCUGCCACAAUCCAGGUUCGAAGAGGUUGCUAGGCUUCGGGCUGUGUGCUGGUUUCACCUCAGUGGGCUGAUAAAUCCCCGUGACUUGUCCCCAAAUAUUCGAUAUGCUGCUUUUCUUGUGUUUCAGCUGGACGAUGCCCGCGGAUUUGGCUACGAUCCUAUGGUGUUAUCAGUAGGUAUUUUUCGAGGCCCACGCACUUUAAAAAACGUUUGUUUGGAUCCCAGCUUAGAAGAUCACCAAAUCGAUCACAGAUUCCUGGGACUGCAACGUCCUUAUGAGAGAACCGAUGGGUGGCUUGAGAUUGAGAUGGGUGAAUUCUUGAAUUCUGGCCUAGAAGGAGACAUAAUGCAGAUGGAAGCCAGUGAGACGACCAGUACCUGGUGGAAGCAUGGUUUCAUUCUUGAAGGAAUUGAAGUCAGACCAAAGUAUGUCUGA